Drosophila biarmipes is the source of this 1408-nucleotide messenger RNA. RefSeq names its product peritrophin-48. The coding region runs from base 309 to 1349 and encodes 346 amino acids. Gene Ontology annotation, molecular function: chitin binding. NCBI's taxonomy places the organism in Eukaryota, Metazoa, Arthropoda, Insecta, Diptera, Drosophilidae. Gene Ontology annotation, cellular component: extracellular region. The transcript has 2 exons. The record is from RefSeq and is a predicted model, not a curated record.
AAAGAUUCCAUGAUCACCUCUUAUUUUAGAGCUAGGGUUAAUCAUCAUUGGCCGGAACAUGUCGACUGAUAAGAGAAGCUGAAGUCAGCGGAGCCUUCGAUAAGUUGUGAAAAUAUCGAGGCAGAUAAAGACUGAGCAGAAUACUCAUUAGUAUUAAUAAACAAUUGUCGCAGCAAUCUCUGCUAACGAUUGCCAAAUGAGAAAAUGAGCAGAUAAUUCCUCGCCAAUGCGAGUACAUAAAAGGCGAAGCCACGUCCAAUCAACACCGCAUUUGACGGAUUCCCAACUAAAGUACUCAUCCUACAGAAAUGGAUAAUCUCUUAUUGGUUUUAAGUCUGCUUUUGGGCACCACCAUUGUUUCGGGAAUCGCCUAUCCAGAUAUAGCCUUAGUCUGCAGAAUUCUCGGUGUCUGGCAAAUUCUGCCUCAUGAGCACAAUUGCCAACGAUUCUUUGUUUGCACCGGAGACGAAGAGCUACCCUUCCAGGAGUUUAGUUGUCCGGCGGAGUAUCAUUUUAGCAGGAAGCUGAUGAUUUGUGUUCCUGGAUCCUGCUCCGAUGAAUCCUUGUUUUGUGGACUAGCCAACAGUGUACAGCGAGUUAAAGGCGAUUGCAUGCGAUACAGACAAUGCCUGGAGGAUGGAGCAUUCGCUGUGGCCAAGUGUUCCGCAGGAAGCUACUUCGAUCCGGGUCAGAGAGCCUGUCUUCCCGUGGCCAUAACUGCAGAGCAUCAGUGCAGCUGUGUGCUGCCGGAUAAUGCCACCCUUUCCAAUCCCGGCGAUUGUGAGACAUAUUUCCGCUGUCACUCUGGGCAGGCUGAGCUGGUGCAGUGUCCAUCGGGAGAUUACUUCGACGAGAAAGUGGGUAGCUGCCUGCCGGAUCACACGGGCAUUUGCCUAGAGAAGCCCACAAUGCCACCGACGCUGACGGAACAGGCUCUUGCUCUAGACGAGUGCAUUCGGACGGGCAGCCGCCUGGCGCCGCACAGUCGUGAUUGCCAGCGGUACUACGUGUGUGCCAGGAAGCGGGUGCUGGAGAUGCGCUGUCCCCGGGGUCAGUACUUUGACGCUGUUCAGCGAUACUGUAGCCUUGAUUUGGGGAACGACUGCCAGAGAGAGCGGGUGGAGAAAGCAAAGCAGGAGUCGGAACCGGAGAAAGAAGUGGCCGAGCUGAACAUCCCCGCCAAAAAUAAAGUAAAGAUUGAGGUGCACCAUCCGGUACAGAAGAAUUUAGAAAAAGAAGUGGUUCAACUGAAAAAACCGCAGACGGAUUCCAAUGCCAAAUUGCCGCAGUCUCCUUUGGAGACAGUCAGCAGCUACGACAAGUUCUCGUCGAAAUUCAUUUCAUUUUAAGCGAUUGUUUUAAGCGAUCAAUCUAAUAAAUAAAGCAUUGACUAACUUCUACAAAGUAA